GGCGGCUGUUUAGUGUUUAGAAAUCUUGUUAAAACAUUUGUGACGUCUUCCAUACAGUGUCAACAUGAUGACGUCAGCUACAUUACUGCUUGCUCUCCUGGGGAUGUUUCUGUCAACCUGUCACUCCCAAGAUUCGAACCCCGGCACCAACCGACUCUUUGAGCUGCUGAUGAAGUCUGACGACAUCCAGCGUCAGAACCAGCCGUUACCACAGCAACCGUCCCAGGCGAUGCCAGUCUACCAGCAGGAGGACAGGCAGUACCAACAGCAACUACAACAGCCGCAGUGGCCCCAACAGCCGCAGUGGCCCCAACAGCAGCAGUUCCAGCCACAACAACGACAGCAGUUCGCGGGUUGGCCACAGCAACAGCCGCAGUACCCACAGAUGGGCAGACAGAGAAGCUCAGCAUCUCAACAUCCCAACUGGUUGAUGAAUUACCUCAUGUUCGACAACCUGUAAUCGUAUUCACAUCAAUCAUACUCGAUUACCUGUAAUCGUAUUCACAUCAAUCAUACUCGACUACCUGUAAACGUAUUCACAUCAAUCAUACUCGAUUACCUGUAGUCGUAUUCACAUCAAUCAUACUCGAUUACCUGUUAUCGUAUUCAAAUCAAUCAUACUCGAUUACCUGUAAUCGUAUUCACAUUAAUUAUACUUGACUACCUGUAAACGUAUUCACAUAAAUCAUACUCGACUACAUGUAAACGUAUUCACAUCAAUCAUACUCGAUUACCUGUACUUUUCAUCAAUGAACUCAUACAUUCACCUGUAAAUGUACACACUCUCUAUUCUUGCUAAAUGUUGACUUGAAUGAGUUCUCAAUUUGACUGCGCAUGCUCAGUUGUAAAUAGUUUGUGGGGAAAAUACAAGCAAGUGGCAAUAUUUGCAUUUUAUCUUAUACCACAUCAGAAUCUUAAAUAAAACAGUUUGAUUUAUCUCUAUAUUUACCAUCAACCCAGUCUCUUCUCUUUGUAAACGAAUCAAACAAAUGCCUUCAUUAUUUUAGCAUGUCUUUAGAAAUCUAGAUCUAAAUUCCGUAAUUUAGACGAUAAUGGCUAAGUAGUCCAUCCAGCUGAUGACGCAAGUGUGUAGUGUGUAACGAGUGCUCUCUGGUGUGUUUGACACACCUGCGGCUGUAGAGCCAGACAUAUAAGACAUAAGACAACAUAUUUUGCUGCAGGGUAUAGAUAAUACAUUGUUUAAAUAAUUGUAUCUAAAUAAAAUACUUUAAGUAAACGACAUGUAUAUGUUCGACAAUAACGUGUUAAAUGUAUGAGUAUUUAUUAAGAUUGCAUUACAAUAUUUCUAGUCAAACGAGUUCAGGCAUAAUUCAAUGAACAGCAGAUGGUUCAUACCUCUUUCCGAUGAAAAGAAAAAAAAUUGAAGUGUGAAUUUGUAAACUUGAAAAAUAUAAAUUAAAAAAAAAAAUUCUUUUUUCAUCUU
Messenger RNA from Physella acuta, 1444 nucleotides. RefSeq lists its product as uncharacterized. The record is from RefSeq and is a predicted model, not a curated record. Lineage: Eukaryota; Metazoa; Mollusca; Gastropoda; Physidae.